Messenger RNA from Caenorhabditis bovis, 645 nucleotides. Lineage: Eukaryota; Metazoa; Nematoda; Chromadorea; Rhabditida; Rhabditidae. The record is from the annotation of a GenBank genome assembly.
AUGCCUCAAGAAUCAUUGAUUUCGUUUCUACUCAUCGCUUCUAUUCUUGCCGCCGCCAUCCAUUCCUAUCACAUUCACGGCGACAGCGACAGCGACGACGAGUUGUGCGAUUGCGAUUAUGGUCCGCCGCUUCCGCCCGAAUACGUCACCGACGAGCCGCCGGCGAAAUGCCAACAAGACUGUCCGAUCGGUUUCACCAAAUUCAAACGGUCCAGCGGACGGAUUGUGUGUUUUCAGAUUGUGCGCGGAAAAAUGAAUUAUUGGCAGGCGGCGGAGAAGUGCAAAACGAUCACGAUCAACGGGAAAUUGAUGGGAAUCGAGAAUCAAAUCGAAUAUGAUUGGGCGAAAAACCUGUUUGGUAAUAAAUGGCAUUAUCUCGGAGCUCGCCGAAAGCCCGAAUGUCACGCGCCGAAAGAUGUGCUUCGACAAAUGCCGCAGUGUCAGGACGAUCAGAUGUUCUUUUUCACCGAUGGCGUCACAGUCGGCACGUUUUUGUGGAAUAAUCACUGGUAUUUCAAUAAUCCCGAUUCGCAUUGGCUAUUAAACGAAUUUGAAAGUGCGAUUUCAAUGUUUGCCGGCGGAGUUGGAGAUAUUAGCACAGGCCAGAUUCAUGACGGGGCGCUUUGCGGUGUCGCAAUUUGCUAA